AUGGCAUCUGUACCAGCUCCCCCAUUUGUCCACGUCGAAGGAAUGAGCAAUUUCCGAUCGAUAGGAGGAUAUCCCCUUGAGACAGCAUCGACAAACAAUCACCGCUCCACGAGGCAAGGAUUCGCAUUUCGCAGUGCCGAUCCAACCUACGUCACCCAGAAAGGCCUGGAAACCAUCCUUUCGCUCGACAUCACUCGAGCCUUUGACCUCCGCUCACUGGAAGAAGCAAAGGCACAGCGCGCAAAACUCCAGGCCGCCUCAGGAUGUCUCGACUGCAGCAUCAGCCAGCACAUGAUCCACCAGCCCACACCCCUAUUUCCAGAUGGGGACUGGAGUCCAGAGGCCGCAGGGGAGCGGUAUCUGCAGUACGCCCAGGCUGAGGGAGAUGGGAUAUCGGGCUACGUGGAGGUCUACGGAAACAUGCUCGAGGAAGGUUGGAUGGCGAUUCGCGAGAUUCUGCUUCAUGUCCGGGACCGGCCUACAGAGGCGUUUCUAUGCCAUUGUAGUGCAGGGAAAGAUCGUACGGGGAUUGUCAUUGCGGUUUUGUUGAAGGUUGCAGGGUGCUCGGAUGAUCUUGUGUGCAGAGAGUAUGAGUUGACCGAGAUCGGGUUGGCUCGACGGAGGGAGUUUAUCGUGCAGCAUCUGCUUAAGAAGCCGGAAAUGAAUGGAUCGAGGGAACUGGCCGAAAGAGUGGCGGGGGCCAGGUAUGAGAAUAUGAAGGAAACGCUGGAGAUGGUGCAAACUAGAUAUAGAGGGAUGAGGGGCUAUUGCAAGGAGAUUUGCGGCUUGACCGACGAAGAUCUAUCUAUUAUCCAGGGGAACUUGACUAGUCCGGAGAGUCCUAUCUUCUAA
Molecule: messenger RNA, 852 nt
Organism: Aspergillus wentii DTO 134E9
Lineage: Eukaryota; Fungi; Ascomycota; Eurotiomycetes; Eurotiales; Aspergillaceae
Product: tyrosine-protein phosphatase
Exons: 1
Coding region: 1-852 (283 amino acids)
Biological process (GO): dephosphorylation
Molecular function (GO): phosphoprotein phosphatase activity
Source: RefSeq, a predicted model, not a curated record